Geodia barretti is the source of this 1053-nucleotide messenger RNA. Lineage: Eukaryota; Metazoa; Porifera; Demospongiae; Tetractinellida; Geodiidae. The record is from the annotation of a GenBank genome assembly.
CUGAUCCGCAUCCGCUUCCUGCGCCACAAGGUGGCGGUCGCCUCGCUGGUGCUGCUCGGCAUCUUCUACUUCGGGGUGCUGUUCGCGGAGUUCGCGGCGCCCUACGACCCCCGCCGGCGCAGCCCGGAGCAGCAGUACUCACCGCCGCAGCGGCUCCGCCUGUUCCACGACGGCCGCCUGAGCGCGCCGUUCGUGUACGGGCUGUCGUCCGAGCUGGACAUGGACACGUUCCGCUACGUGUACGAGGUCGACCGGGAAGCCCGGCAGCCGGUGGCGCUGUUCGUGCGCGGCGAUCCGUAUGAGCUGUGGGGCCUGUUUCCGUCCGACGUGCACCUGUUCGGGGUCACGGACGGUCGCCGGGCGUAUCUGUUCGGGACCGACAACCUGGGCCGCGACCUGCUGUCGCGGGUGAUCCACGGCGGGCGCAUCUCCCUGUCGAUCGGGCUGGUCGGCAUCGCCAUCAGCUUCCUGCUCGGCAUCAUCCUGGGAGGGAUCUCCGGCUACUUCGGGGGGACGGUGGACGUGGUCAUCCAGCGGCUGGUGGAGUUCCUGCGCUCCAUCCCCGACCUGCCGCUGUGGAUGGCGCUCAGCGUGGCGCUGCCCCGCUACUGGUCGAUCGAGCGGAUCUACUUCGGCAUCGUCGUCAUCCUCUCGCUGGUCGGCUGGACCUCCAUCGCGCGCGUGGUGCGCGGCAAGUUCAUGGCCGUGCGCGAGGAGGAGUUCAUCACCGCGGCCGUCGUCGCGGGCGCCGGCACGGGGCGCAUCCUGUUCCGCCACCUGCUGCCCUCCUUCGCCAGCUACAUGAUCGCCUCCCUGACCCUGUCGGUGCCGGGGAUGAUCCUGGGAGAGACCGCCUUGAGCUUCAUCGGCCUGGGGCUGCAGACCCCGGCGAUAAGCUGGGGGGUGCUGCUGCAGGAGUCGCAACGCAUCCACGUGCUGGCCGGAUCGCCCUGGCUGCUGCUCCCGGGCGGCCUCGUGAUCGUGACGGUGCUGGCGUUCAACUUUCUGGGAGACGGGCUGCGCGACGCGGCCGAUCCGUACACCGCGACGUAG